CCGGGAUAACAUGAUUAAAUAAAUAUUGUCGUACGCAAACGUGCACGUCUUGAACCUCGUCACCUCAGGACUCGGUGCAUAUAUCAUAACAUUUGAAUUAUUUAAUACAUACUCACUCGUAAAACCUGACUGUGACAGUAGUGACAUAAUAUAAUAAUAGUAUAGAUUAUAGAAUGUCUAUCCUGUCACAAGUGACAGACCAAUGAGCACCAACUACUUAACUUAAUCACGACCGUAGAAACGAGAAUAUUUUUUUAAUUAUUUUUUACAGUUUUUGUGCUGUGGAACAGUGGUUACGUUUCAAUCUGUGUUUUAAUAAUUUUUUAAUAGAUAUACAUACGUGACCUACGUCGUCGACACGAUGAUAUUAAAAGUCAUAUCUUCCACCAUUAAGACGGUUUACACGGUGACAUGCUUAAAGAUGAAGGAUGACAAAAAAUUAAGAUUAAUCCCUGGAACACUUAUUGCAUUAGGCGUAUCAUAUAGUACUGUAGCAGCAAAAUCGUUGGCUAUUGACAAAUUCAUGGCAGACACUGUUACAGAUUUACAAACGUUAAACAGUAGACCUGAAGAUAUGAAAACAAUGAUGGAACUUAUGAUUAUGAAUAUACAAGCCGAAUUUUGUCGAGCACUUGAAAAGGAAGAACCGAGAGAAAAAUUCAAAGUAGAUCGAUGGUUAAGACCUGAGGGUGGUGGUGGAGUUACAUGUGUAAUGCAGGAAGGAGAAGUUUUUGAAAAAGCUGGCGUUAAUGUUUCUGUAGUUCAUGGUAAUUUACCUCCCAGAGCAAUCGAUCAGAUGAGAGCUAGAGGUAAAAAUUUUAAAAGCGGUCAAGUACUUCCAUUCUUUGCUGCAGGUGUCAGUGCAGUGAUACAUCCACGCAAUCCCUAUGUGCCUACUAUACAUUUUAAUUAUAGAUACUUUGAAGUCACUUUACCUGAUAAUACAAUAGAGUGGUGGUUCGGUGGAGGUACUGAUUUAACUCCUUAUUAUCUAAAUGAAGAAGAUGCAAUCCAUUUUCAUCGUUCAUUAAAAAAUGCUUGUGAUCAACAUGAUAAAGCAUAUUAUCCUAAAUUUAAACGAUGGUGUGAUGACUAUUUUAAUAUACCACAUAGAGGAGAACGAAGAGGAGUAGGUGGUAUAUUUUUUGACGACUUAGAUACUCCAUCUACAUUCAGUUUUGUAAAGAGUUGUGCACAAGCAGUUAUCCCUUCAUAUAUACCAUUAGUACAAAAGCAUAAAAACGAUUUAUAUAAUGAAAAAGAAAGAGAAUGGCAAUUACUAAGACGAGGACGGUAUGUUGAAUUUAAUUUGAUAUAUGACAGAGGUACAAAAUUCGGUCUCUACACGCCUGGAGCUAGAUAUGAAAGUAUACUUAUGUCACUUCCCUUGACUGCAAAUUGGAAGUAUAUGCACAAUCCAGAUCCUGAAAGUAGAGAAGGAAAAUUAACAGAGGUUCUCAGAAAUCCAAAAGAUUGGAUUAAAAUAGAAUAAAAAAUCUUAGUAAGUUAGAAAACUUCAUUUCAAUUAGUUAAUAUUCUAAAAAAUAUUGUUUUCAAUUUAAUUUUAAAGCAAAUAGAAUCAAUUCAGAGUUUGUCUAUUAAUAAUUAUUAACAGACAGAAAAGUAUUGUUAAAUUUGUUUUUCUGUAUUAUUAUUUCAUGAUUGUAUUUUUAUAUUGUUAUUUUAGUUAAGUUAUGUAUGAUAUUAAAUAUAUAUUAUUGUUAAUAAUGUUGGUAUUUAAAAUUAUUUUUGGUGUAUGGAAAUUUUAUUAAAAUUAUUUUUUUAAGUAUUUAUGUACAACCCUGUAUUUUUUAAGGAUUUAAAACUGGUAUUUAAACCAAAAUAAUAAACCUUCAUUCAGUUUUUACUAUGGAAUUAAUUUAUAUUUUAAAUUGUCAACAUGUGUGUUAAGCUAUUGUUAUUAGUUUAAAUUGAAGCUUUGUAUGAAAAAGGUUGUUUAGGUUUAAUUAUUAUGUUUAAACACAAAUUAAUUUAUGCAUUGAAAACUCAUAUUUAUAUAUGAAACCAAUUAAAUGCGUUAAAACUUGUGUA
Molecule: messenger RNA, 2052 nt
Organism: Rhopalosiphum padi (bird cherry-oat aphid)
Lineage: Eukaryota; Metazoa; Arthropoda; Insecta; Hemiptera; Aphididae
Gene: Coprox
Product: oxygen-dependent coproporphyrinogen-III oxidase
Exons: 7
Coding region: 362-1492 (376 amino acids)
Cellular component (GO): cytoplasm; mitochondrial intermembrane space
Molecular function (GO): coproporphyrinogen oxidase activity
Source: RefSeq, a predicted model, not a curated record